GGCUCAUGCUCAGCUUGCCAUCAACAGGACACCCCGGUCCCUUUUUUGCAAUGCUGCUCUCCAGCAUCUUGUUCAUCAAUCUGUGCAUAUGUCGAGGGUUGACCCACCCCAGGUGCAGAAUCUGGAGUAAAAUUAAAGUUGACAGAAAUAUAUUUUGAAGAAUCUUUUGUAGAAUACAAAGACAGGCAAAAUAGAGAAUUCCUGCGUUUUGAAAUCUAACUGAUACGGCAAGGUAACAGCUUAUUUUCAAACCCAUCUUUGUUAACAAAGAGCAAUGAGAUUCACAUGUUUUUUCAGUUCUGCUGAGCCACAGGACGAGAAAGUUAAUAAUGAAAUAAAACCCUCCUCUGCCUCUCACUCAAAUACUCUGUUACAAAGGGGGGCAGGGUGACAGCACCAGUGCGCAUGACAGUUUAAGUAUUUGUUAUGCUAGAUGCUACAGAGAGGAAAAGGAAGAUUUAGCAUCCACUGUCUACAACUUGCCUAACAUCUGCAAGAUAAUCAGAACCAGAAGUGUGUAGAUGGAGUUGGGGGGAUAUUGUUUGAUAUAUACACCCUUCUCUGUGAUCAGAAGCCAUGAAGCAUGGGGAGAAGGAAAUAAGCAGACCACAAACAGUGCAGGAGCAAGGUCACCAGGAAGGAACCAGAAGAUGAGAUUUGGGUAAAGAGUGAACUGUGCACAAAAAUACUAUUUCCCAUUGCUGGACUCUUCCUUUGCCUGGAAUUUGUAUACAUUUUAUUUAGAAGAAAGAGAAAUAACGGUACAUGACUGAUUGCUAACAAUUUAGAUUAGCUCUUAAUAAGGAAAGGAUAAAUGUUGUUUCCCUUUCAAUGCAAGCUACCAUCCCCCUUUUUACAUUUGGGAGGAGCCGAGCAAGUGGUUAUACUGAUAGAAUGAUUGCAAUGUGAAAAGGUGGAUCUUCGUCCUACAAUGACCAGGACAAUUUGCUUCCUUCACCUUCCCCAUUCCUAUAAACAUGACUAAUUGUGGUGAAGCAGGUUCAGGACCCACCGAAUGAAAUAAAGGAUAACAACCCACAAGAAUAAGAUGUCCUGUCCCUUUGUGUAAACAACAAUUUUUUGGUUUUUUUAACUGCAAGAUGGCUUUAUUGCUCCCAUUUGUUUUAUGGAUUCUUUACCAUCCAUUACUUAAUUAAACUCAAAAUACAAGCCUGACUUUAUCAUUACUGAGCCUGUGAGCAAUCAUUAAGUGUCACUGAGCCAGCUCUUUGUGUGGUUUUACAAACCUUUACUUUGAGGAUGGGAUAAGAAUAGCUUAUUGGAUUGGUCCUGGCUAUCCUGAAAUCAAUAGGUGGUAUCAGAUCCUGAACAACACACUACUGCAGCACAUGUGGAAGAUAAAAUAUAGGGUCAGGAGGCCUGUUUAGCUGUUGCAUUUCAUCAGCAUUAUAAACAUACACCAGGCCAAAACCACAGUCACACACAGCUGAAUCAGCUUUCUAGUGCCCCAUGGAAAUACCCUCCUUCCCUGCAAUAAUCUUUCCACAGAAAGCUUUCUAAAUGAUAUCAUCAUAUUUCUCCUUCCUGGCACUUUUUAACUCUUUCUCCUGUGAAUAUCCAGUAAUAGAGGAGUUCUUUGAUAACAUUAGUUCUUAUAUACUUUUCCCUUCUUUUUCUUCCCUUUUUCAAUAUUUUAUGUGGCUUUUUUUAUUUUAUUCCACCCUGGAAAACAUUUCAGCUCAUCCCAUGGAGUUGCUAUAAUUUUUGCUCAGUGCUUUUAGGUUCAUACUCCUCUCCCAACUUUUUCCAUCAAGGAAGCCAGGAUCUGAGAUCCCUCCUGUGUUUAAUUUAAUCACCAUUUCAGAUUAGCUCACCACUGCCCAUGUAUGUGAGGGAACAAAAGAAACUGAGCAUGAACUUUGUGAUCGCUGCUUACCUAACAGGAUUGGUUUACAACUUUUCUGCAGGAACAACAAAAUCAGCUUAGCGAAAACUUUUUCUUAUUCUAAACUUUUCUUCAGACACUGAGAAAAAAACACCAAAAAAAAAGGACAGCUUGAGGGUGAAAAAAUGUGUCAGGAACAGAGGUUUUCUUUUGCAAGAGUUCCCAGGUAACAGGCAACCUGGGCUUCUUGAGCUAUUUCUGAGACAGGCAGGCAGAUUGCUAAGUCAGUGCUCUUACAGUGCCCUUCAAGAAUUAAUUAAAAGCAGUGAAAAAUAUGUUUUUCUUCCUCAGUAGGAUUUUUUUUUUCCUGAAACUGUUUUGAGCAGGUUUGGCUGGAGGAAAUGGGAGACAACUGCCAUUAUCACAUAAAGACAAGACCACUUCCUCCAGGACAAAAGCCACAGAAAGUCUCUCUCUCGUUGUAGAAGAAUUAACCGGAUGCUUUCCAACGAGUCAGCACCUCCUGCAUUCAGUCGCUCCAAUUCACAGGCUUCCAUGGACAGCACUUCCAUGGAGGACUUCUGGUGUGAAGUAGAGAGCAUCAAGGAGAGCAGAGAAGAUGGAUCUGAAGAAGCAAUGCUCUUGGAGUUUAAACCUGCUGAUGAAGGAGAACUGGAGGCAGAAUGGCUGCAAGAUGUAGGUUUAUCCACACUGAUCUCAGGAGCUGAAGAGGAGGAUGGCCAAGCCCUGCUGUCCACUCUGACCAGAACUCAAGCUGCUGCUGUACAGAAGAGGUACAACACCUACACUCAGACCCUGAGGAAGAAGAACAAGCACACAGUCCGGGAUGUGCGAGACAUCUUUGGCACCAGUGACUCUUCUCCCACAUUUGAGACAGUUCCAGUGUCACCAGUAUCUUCUAAUGGUAUCCAGCUUCCUGGGCAGAAGCCAGUUUGGAAAUCAGUUAGCUCUAAGAGCUGUCUAGACUGUGGAAUAGAUAAAGGCAGCCCAUCCAUAACAGAAGAGCUCUCCUAUGAGGUCUCUUUCUCAGAAUCCAUUACAGUCCUUCCAAAAACCCAAGAGUGGCCAAAAAACCAGAGGUUCAAAAAGGAAGACUCGGCUUUGCCAAAAUUCAUUGUUCGGAAAAGCCGGUUCGGACUGACAGAGGUUGGGGACCUCUCUCCUGAAGACAUGAAGAAGAUCCGCUACCUCUCCCUGAUUGAGCUCACGGCUUUCUACGACGCGCUGGGCGUGGAACUGAAGAGGAACCGUGUGGAGAGGGUGCGGGGACGAGAGAAUGGUCUUUUCGGAGUCCCUCUGACUGUACUGCUGGAGAAUGAUCAAAAGAAGGUUCCUGGAAUAAAAGUGCCCCUUAUCUUCCAAAAAGUGCUGCUCAAGCUUGAGGAAACAGGUUUGGAAACUGAAGGAAUUCUACGAGUUCCUGGAUCUGCCUCCAGAGUUAAGAAUCUCCAUCAAGAACUUGAGGCAAAAUUUUAUGACGACACUUUUGACUGGGACCAAGUACGAAAUAACGAUGCAGCAGGGCUGCUGAAAAUGUUUAUAAGAGAACUCCCAAGCCCACUCUUCACAGUAGAAUAUCUGCCUGCAUUCAUCACACUAGUAGAAAAAAUCUCCAAGAUCAAGUUACAACUACAAGCUUUGCAUCUGUUGAUCAUGCUGAUGCCUGAAGCCAACAGAGACACAGCCAAGGCCUUUCUUCAGUUCCUGAAGAAGGUGGUUGCUAAUGAGGGGAAAAACAAGAUGAAUUUGUGGAAUGUGUCUAUGAUAGUUGCACCAAACCUCUUCAUCUACAAAGGGAAACGUGCAAACCAGCAAGAAAUGCAAGCAGCUGCCACCACUGCACACAUUGUGAGGCUUUUAAUUCGGUACCAGGACAUCCUGUGGACAGUCCCAUCCUUCCUGAUUUCCCAAGUGAGAAAAAUGAAUGAGGCAGCAAUGAACAACAGCAAGAGACAGCUGAUGUUUGACAAAGGAGUGAGAAAACUUCUGAGGAGAAAGACGAUGGAACGAGAGAGGCCUGAAAGACCAGAGGGAGCUGUCACUUUUCCUCCAUACUUGCAGUCUGACAUACCUGAGGGGGUGAUAAGAGUUUAUGCUCCACUGCAUUCAAAAGUCUCUAUGGCAAUUCAACUCAACAGCCAAACAAAAGCCAAAGACAUCCUGGCUCGAUUCCACUGUGAAAACAGGUCAGCACUGUUUGGAUCCAGAUGCAUUCAUGUUAGAUGUCUACCGUGCAAAUCCUCAGGCAGAAUGGGUGAUAAAACCAAAAGCCAGCUGAAGCAGAAGGCAGCAGUAUACUGGACUAAAGCCAAACGGACAAGACUGAUGCCUGUCAUUUUAAGCAGCUCUUGCAGAGACGAAACAAAAUGGUAGCUACAGGACAUCAUUCCUUCCUACUGUACUGUCCAACUGAUGGUCAGCACACAGUACUUUUGGUAUUCCAGCUUCUGAACCAUCAGAGAAAUACCACAUUUGUUAUGUUUUCAUAUGGAUUACACUUGUGCCAGUUGGCCCAGGAGGUGGGGAGGGCAGACCAAGGUACGGUGCACAGAAAACAACCUGUCGCAUGAGUUGUUCGCUUCCUGACCUGGUGUCAGAACACAGAUUUUUGGAAAUAAUGCAGUGGCAUCAGAUGAAUGAAACACUACUGACCACAGCAUAACAUAGAAGCACGACAGAGACAUUGGAGAAAAGAAGGCGUCUGUCAGGCAUGGAAGGCAGGAGCUCAACAUGCAGCAGUGCCAAGACAGCUGUGAAAAAACCAAAGCUUUCUGCUGAAAGUAAACACAUACAGUGUGUGUUACUGCAAUACCUGUCUCUCAGUCACUCCUCAUGAGUACCUGAUUCUGGGGGAGGGAGGCAGGAGGAGGAACUAUACACAGCUGUACUGCUCAAUGUAUGUACCACUGUGUAUCUCACUACCGUCUUCCAAAAUAGUCUGUCUGGAUCCCUUAGCUGUGUGCAAUUGUAAUGCCACGAACCACGCUCUUUUUCCUUCCCCUGUCACACAAGUUUCAGGAGACAAAGGCUGGGUGAGAAAGGCCAUAUGCCCCUAGCUCUGCCUUUUACUUGAUACACUCAGAAUUAAAUCUGUGUAGUGCCAGACUAUGAGAUGUGUUAAUGGUGCCACUUACAGUCAUCAUCUUUUUCGUUAAACAUUAUAGUUUCUAAUUUGUAACCUAAUUCUUUUUAUUUUGUUUGUUUUAGCUUUUAAUAUGUAAGCAGUUUUUAUACUCUUCAGCUGCAUCGACAAGAGAGAUCUUUGUUCAGGUCUUGUAUAAUACAGCAUGGAGAAGAAAAAGGGUUUCCAAUGAGAAAAGGGAUUUAAUAAUUUACACAUUAGGUCUUUAAAACCGUAGCCAAACUAGGCCCAGUUGUGCUGAGGGUUUUACAAAUACAUAGCAAAUUGCAGCUCACAUGCAGUCUAAGAAACACACAGGCUGACAAGAGAAUAGUGGGCUGCACCUGCAUUGGGAAUGUCAGAUAGGAUGUCUGGUUUGGAGCUAGUCACAAGAGGAAGCAAUGUUCUUCACUUGGUCAUCUCACUUUGGGCUAUGGUGAACUAGAGGUUUGUUGAGAGGGAAAUCACAAAUCUCUGGAAAAGAGCCAAGUAUUUUUUCAUCUGUGUCAUAUGCAGUAAGUGGAACCAAUGCCUUCAACUGCACUGCAAUGUCCCCAUCAUUAGAUGAUGUUGGACUAUGAAACCAUCCCCAGCAAUGAUUUCUGUACCUGAUCUGGACACAGGGAUGAGGCAGAAGCUCUGUUUAUCACAUAACGAUAUAAAAGCACUCUCAACCAAGUCAUCCAGGCGAACAUAAAUUCUGCUGUCCUGCAGAGAAAGCCUGUAACCUGUGAUGCUCUGCUGAAGCUGUGCAAUGAGGAUCUGAAACAGAAGCAGAGCUCUAAAAUGUGUCAAGUUAACCAUGUUCUCCAGUAGUUAACUUUCAUUGUUAGUGGUCAGUGAAAGAAAUCAACAUUAAAUCAGUAACUUUACCAGCAACAAUAAUGUCUACAGAGGGCAGAUCCUGUCUUCUUUCUUACCUUCUUGAUAAAAAAUGAUAAAAAUUUAGCAACAUUAUCCCUUCAUUUUCUUUAAAACAGUGACAUUUUUUAACUUUCUGGUUGGUUUGGUUGGUUUGGGUUUUUUUCAGGUUUUUUUGGUUUUGUUUCUCCUUUUUCUUCUUAACACUAAAGGAAACAUAGUUGCAGCCAGGAGAAAAACAGGACAGUUGUAUUAUAAAAUACACUCCUUAUUUUGACAACUAUUUAUUUUAAGUAUACAAGAUAUAGUUGAUCUGUGACUUGUUUAUAGGACUAAGCAUAAACGUUUUGUCAUGUGCUUUGCUCCCGAUACCCUUCAGUUCCCUCUGUGGCAAUGGACAGCUCUUUCUGCUUAUGCUGCCCUUGUCUGUCAGCUGUAAAGCAGGACUAGUACUUUCCAUAUAAAGGAAACAUGAGAAUUAGUUGAGUUAAAUUCUACUCUCAGAUGCAGCCAAACAAUUCCCAGAGCAGAUCAGGAGUUAUAAACAUCCAUCUGGGAAGAACAAACUCAGCAAAGGCUUAUGUGGAAAGUGCUUUGAAUACAAAGAGAAUCAUAUAAAUACUAAGCAUCAUUGUAUCCGUAGCCAACUAAAAGGAGUUCUGUGACUAUACAGAAAGCCUAAACAUUAAGAAAAUAAUUUGAAAUGUCAUAGCAAAUGAGCUAACUUCCAACAGUACUUCCAGAGAAAUACAUUGACCUCCUCCAUCUUGCCCACUCUCUUCACUCUGUGUUCUCAAUGGCUGUGCAAGGAGAAGGACACCCUGUGUUCACACUGCAACUUGCUCAUCAUGUUCUCGACCUCAUCAAUGUUAUUUCUGAAAUAGAUCUCCCUGUGUUCCAUAUAGAAUACAAGCGGGUUUGGAAGACUUUACCACUUCACAACUUAAGAAAGUCAAAUAUGAUGUAAUAAAACCCACCCUGUGAGCUCUUUGCUAAAACUGCCUACAACUAUAUUAGCUAACUAUAUUAGCAGAUGAACCAGAUUCUACAUAGAGUGCCCAGACUAUUACAGCAUGGCCAAAUACCUCCUGUGUCUGAAACAGAAUGUUAUAAUUCUCUUUUGAUACAAACGCCCCUAAUGACCCAUGUGUACUGUGGUUGAUACUGUUCCACAUUAAGUUGUUUUGUGUUGUUUUGGUACACUAACUUGAUUUAAUAUGCAGCAGACAAAUGGAACAAGCUCAAUAGUAUUUUGAGAUAUGAGGUCUCAACUUCAGGUCUUGUAUUUCAAGAUGCUGGUGGAGGCAUGAGGAAUUUCAUUCCUCCUAACAGAAGUUGAAGUCAAAACUAAGUUACAAGAGGAUUGUCACCUAACAACAAGUAACAUAUGUGGAAAGCUAUUAAUAAGAAAUUGGUAGCAAGCAGGGAGAAAUUUACUGAAAUUCCAAAGAUGCCUCAAGCAUUUAUAUACUCUAUGGUUCUACAAGGACAGCAUUUUGCAUAUCAACACAGAGAAAGAGUAUUGUAAAAAGCAGGUGUUGCAAAACAGACUGGAAUGCUUUAACCUGUAAACGCAGCUAACGUCAUUAGAAAGUGUGUGUGUGUGCAAAUGUGUCUGUGUCCAUGUAUAAUAUUAACUACCUCACUCUGCAUUUUCCAGGAAAAAUAUUUUGGCUUAGACGUUUACUACUUACUUACUAUUAUCAAUUUCACAUUAACAUUGACAUUAACACUGACAAAGUAUUUCUUUUUGUAUGAGGCAAGAUUUGAAAUUACAAAAAAAAACUCUAGUAAAAUACAUAUUUAGGGAUAUGGAUGAAACUUAGUCCAAACUAUGUUUUCUAAAUUAUGCUUGUAAUGUGAACCCUGUGAGAUCAGAUGUUGGGGUUAAUAGACAAUGAAUACAAACACACGGUGUUUCAUUUUUAUUUUUCAAUGGGUUUCUAUUAGUGUGUGUCUUCUCUGGAAAAUAAUACAAUGCCACUAAUCAAAGCGAAGUGUUUGUAUGUACGUUUCCCUUACAAUCCUCAUUAUGUUACGUGUUUUGUUGAAGUACGCCAACAUGUAAGUGUAUUUGUACAGCAGAGUGUGUCCAUUGUAUUGUAUCUGUGUCAAAAAUAAAAACAAUGUAACAAAGCCA
Molecule: messenger RNA, 7989 nt
Organism: Corvus hawaiiensis (hawaiian crow)
Lineage: Eukaryota; Metazoa; Chordata; Aves; Passeriformes; Corvidae
Gene: ARHGAP28
Product: Rho GTPase activating protein 28
Exons: 14
Coding region: 2345-4240 (631 amino acids)
Biological process (GO): regulation of actin filament polymerization; negative regulation of stress fiber assembly; signal transduction
Cellular component (GO): cytoplasm
Molecular function (GO): GTPase activator activity
Source: RefSeq, a predicted model, not a curated record